Paramecium octaurelia is the source of this 1371-nucleotide messenger RNA. NCBI's taxonomy places the organism in Eukaryota, Ciliophora, Oligohymenophorea, Peniculida, Parameciidae. The record is from the annotation of a GenBank genome assembly.
AUUAUGAGUGCAAGAGAAGAAAUAAAAAACUACCCAUUUCUAUUGAAGGGGAUAUUAAGAAAAGAUAAUCUAUGGUUUGAAGUAGAAAGUCUCUAGGAAAGAUUAAAGAGGAAUCUUGUAAAAAUAGAUUAUUUAUACAAAAUAAUGUUUCAUAUUACUAUUUGUAAAAUAUCAGUCUAUUUUUAGUGGUUUUUGAAUGUUCUUAAAGAAAAAAUAAUUUUCUUAAAACUUUGAGAAUUGAUCAAAUUUAUUUGAGUAAAAAUGAAAAAUAUUCUGAUGUUUUUAUUUUUGAAGAAGAUCAAUUAAAUUUUACUUAGGAACAAUAACCACCUUAAAAAUUACUUUUUAAUUUAUGUAUAAUUCUUUAAACACUUUUAUUUAGUUCACAGUCUAGGUUUCGAUUUACCAUACGAUUGUUUUAAAAUUAAUAAUUACUCUUUAGAAAGAUUGCUAAAUCACCUCUUUAUAAAUAUUUUUGAAGAGAAGAAAAAAGAUAAAUAAGUAAUUAUUACUGAGGCUCAAAUUUUACAAUAGCUUUAUAAUAUUGAAAUUAUAGGGAAUAAUUAUAACUAAAGUUUUUCAAAAGUUGUUGUUAUUAAAAAACCUUUCUAUAUUAAUUCAUCAGCAGAUUCUAUUGUUGUUAAAUGGGUUAAGUUUAAAACUGAGGAGGAACGUGCUUAUUUAAAGACAGAAAUUAAAUUAUUAGAAUCUCUAAGUAAUUGUGAGAGAAUUGCAAAAUUGUAUUGUUAUGAUAAUUUUGCAGAUCAACAAUUCUUCUUUAUGAAACACUAUGAUAAAACUCUAGAAUAACUAAAUAAUGAAAUAGGCUAGCAGCAAUUAAAUUGGGGAGAUUUGAUGCAUUUAAUCAAAUAAAUGUUAUUGGCAUUAAAGGAACUACAUUCCAAAGGUAUUUAUCAUCGAGACUUAAAACCUUAAAAUAUUAUGUUUGAAUAUAUAAGUGAAAAUAGAAUAAUUUAAUAAAUGAAAUGUGUGUUAAUAGAUUUCAAUAGAUCAAAAAUGCCUAAUUAUUUAUAAAGUUAAUCGAGAGAGUAGACAUUUUACGAAGGUACUCCUCAGUAUCAACCGCCUGAAGGAACUUAAGAUAAAUAUGGACCACCUUAUGACAUAUGGCAAUUAGGUUACAUAAUUUAAUGUAUGUUACUAAGAAAAAAUAACAGUGUAUUUUCUAAUUUAAGGAAUAGACCAAUAGAAUAAUAAGAAUAUGAUCAAAUAUUUUAAUAAGAUUAAAUACUUGUUAAAACAAAUUAUAAAAACCUUUCCAGUAUUAUAUUUAAAAUGAUGCAUCAUGAUCCUUAAGAAAGACCUAAAGAAUUAUAAGAAAUUGAAGAAUUCUUUAACAAAUUGGUUUGA